GUAUAGAACACAGGUUGUCUGAACUAGAAAUGGUUGUGAGGUCGAGGAAAGAGCGGUGGGCAUUACAGGUCGGAGCACUGAAUGGCUAAUAUUGCGUCCUUAAGUAUCCAUCUUGGCCGAGGAAGCCCCGCCACUUCCUCGAACAGAAGCAAUGCAGCUGAUUUCGAUCCUAAGAGCUUAGUUUUGAUUCUCAUGGUCUCCUCUUCCUCCUCUAGCAGCGGCCGGUCGCUGCGUCAUGCUCAUCACGUACGAGAAUCCGUUUGAGGGGGAGGAGGAGGGGUGCAGGCGCUGCGAAAGGAGAGGUAGGGAGAUGGACAAGGAAGCAAUGGAGCGCUAUUUGCUGUCGAUGUUCUGGGAGAGCGACAGGGACGAGGUGGCGGCGCUGGUCGACGGCCCCGCUUUGGCUUGGAAAUGCGGCAGCCGCAGCAGAACCGCCGCCGUCGGAUGCAACAAGAAGAGGCUGCUCUCGAAGCAGCUGUCGAUGAAGGAGACAAAGAGAGAGGUCAAGUGGGAGAAGCGGCGGAGGCAGAUAUUGCAAAGCAGGCACAUGAUGACGGAGAGGGGAGGAAAGGAGGAGGAGGAGGAGGAGGACGACGACGAGGACGAGGCCGGCGAUGGUGGCGAGAGGAGGGCUACCAAAAGGGUGAGGAACCUGACGGAUGAGGACCUAGACGAGCUUAGGGGAAGCAUAGAACUUGGGUUCGGGUUCAACGAGGAGGAAGGCGGCCACGACCUCCUCGACACCCUCCCCGCACUCGAUCUCUACUUCGCCGUCAACCGCCAGCUCUCCGACAUCAAGAUACCACUCUCGCCGAGCCCGGUGACCAGCCCCACCACCGCCUCUACUCCGUCGACCUUGUGCGGCUCUCCGAGCCCUCGGAGCCCCGACGAGCAUUCAGGAGGCCCCUCGGAGUCGUGGAAGAUCUGCAAUCCAGGAGACGAUCCGCAGCAUGUGAAGACGAGACUGAGGCACUGGGCGCAGGCCGUGGCUUGUUCUGUCAGGCAAAGUAGCUGAGAGCUGUAUCUUUCUGGAUCAAGACUCAGUUUCAUUGAUAAAACUGUGAAGAGAUGGAGCUGAGGAUGAAAUGGAGAGACCUGAAGGGGGAAAAGCCACCCAGAAGUUCUUUCCUCUUUUUUCCUCUUCAUUUACUUGUUUCUAUUUCUUUUUUUUCUUCUAUUGAGAUCCUUGAUUCAAAAUAAACUUAUUUCUCAUCUCUAGAAAUUAUCCAAAAACAGAGUAAGUCAAUCCCUGUACAUUCUUCCAAGUUAAGCAUUUUUCAUGUCAAUCAAACUUGAUCAACCUGGAGCAUUGAACUUUACCAGCAAUUCAGGUGACACAACCAUCAUAGAGAUUUUCAAAAUUCAAUAUAACUGUUGGAUAAGCAAU
Molecule: messenger RNA, 1387 nt
Organism: Musa acuminata AAA Group (dessert banana)
Lineage: Eukaryota; Viridiplantae; Streptophyta; Magnoliopsida; Zingiberales; Musaceae
Exons: 3
Coding region: 236-1015 (259 amino acids)
Source: RefSeq, a predicted model, not a curated record